UAUGAUUUUGUUGUUAAUGGUAAUAUUGAAUAUACAAAUUGUAUUUUUUCUUACCUAUAUUUUAAAGUGUGAUUAAUAAGUGCGUACAUAUUAAUGUGUAAUCCAAUUUCUGUUCUAUAAAAAUUGUGGUACCUACUGCUAUUAUUUCAACUAUUCACCGCCCAGCACCAGCAGAUACCAACACACGCAUGCAGACACACAUAGUGUAUUCGAUUUCAACAGUGGUUGACAUAACGUGAUCGUGAUGACAUCUCUGGUGGUGACGGCGACUACUUCAGUGGAGGCGGCAGAGUCGUCGACUGCGAGAACGACGGAGAUGGUGGUGGCAGCGGCGGCAUCAACGGCUGAGGUAAUUGCGGUGCCGCCGUCGUUUGUGUCGGCGGCUUCCAUUUUGCCACUGGAGCCUGAGACCACCGAGAUCGUUGCCAUCUCCCAGCAGAUCCGUCGUGCUCUGGAAUGUCCAAUAUGUCUGACCAUGAUGUCUGUCAUGUCGUGCUUCUGCCCCAAUGGGCAUGCCAUCUGCCAGUCGUGCAUGCAGACGCUGUUAAACACCAGCAUUACCAACACCCUGUGCCCGCUGUGCCGGACGUCGAUAGCGCAGUCCACGAGCAUGUCGGCCAUGGUCAUCAAACUGGCUGAGGCGACCACGGUGGUGAAGGUGGCGUGCUCAAACUGGUCGUUCGGGUGCCCCGAUCUGGUUCCCGUUCAACACGUCAACGAACACGAGUCCGUGUGUCGGUACGUGCCAGAUGUGCCGUGUCUGGUACAUGUGUGUCAGUGGGUCGGCAUGUACGAACAGCUGUACGAACACGUGUUCAACGUGCACCCCGGUGUCACCGUUGAGUCUUCGACAAACCUGCUGAACGUGACCGACCUCCAAACAAUUACAAGGAACCAGCGCCGGACGUACCUGGUCCGUUCGGCGUACGGCAUGAUGUGGGUGCUGGUGUCACGACAGACGCGGUCGCGGAUACAGACGGGACUGUUCAUGGUGAAGAGCCCACAGGACUCGAUAUCGAACCUCGACCAAUAUCGAGCUAACCCACGACCACCGGAAUUAUUGUACCGGGUCACGUGGUUCGACGGCAACGACCGGACCCGGACCAAGAGCAGGACGAAGCAGGUUUUCUGGAGUACGGUCCUAAAGGAGGGCUGCCACACCGCGGUCUUUCCCAACGCAUACUCCAUGUUUCGGUCUAGGUCCGGUCGCAUGGAAAUCAGUUGGUUCCGUCCGUACGAUAGCAACAGCCAGGUCCGAAACCAUCCCAUCACUUAAACCGCAUGCAAAAAAAGUCAUGGUGAUGAUGUACCUAACAAUAAUUCGACCACCGAAAAUCA
This is a messenger RNA of Metopolophium dirhodum (rose-grain aphid), 1338 nucleotides long. RefSeq names its product E3 ubiquitin-protein ligase Siah2-like. Gene Ontology annotation, cellular component: cytoplasm. Gene Ontology annotation, molecular function: ubiquitin conjugating enzyme binding; ubiquitin protein ligase activity; zinc ion binding. The transcript is spliced from 4 exons. Lineage: Eukaryota; Metazoa; Arthropoda; Insecta; Hemiptera; Aphididae. Gene Ontology annotation, biological process: multicellular organism development; proteasome-mediated ubiquitin-dependent protein catabolic process. The record is from RefSeq and is a predicted model, not a curated record. The coding region runs from base 245 to 1276 and encodes 343 amino acids.